Molecule: messenger RNA, 394 nt
Organism: Austrofundulus limnaeus
Lineage: Eukaryota; Metazoa; Chordata; Actinopteri; Cyprinodontiformes; Rivulidae
Product: meteorin-like protein
Molecular function (GO): hormone activity
Source: RefSeq, a predicted model, not a curated record
AGAGGUUCUGCAGCUGGCCCGGACUCCAGGAUCGUCCUGCAGGUCCGGCUCCGCUGCACGGAAGGAUCGGUCAGGUGGGUCCACCCGGGUCAAGCUCUCAGGGUGGUCCUGGAGCCCAAUCUGUCCUCCAGCAGGAGCAGCACCGUCUGCAUCCAGCCGUCCCCGUCCCUCGGCGGAGCCAGCGUGCUCGUGGAGCGGAGCGGCCAGCUGCAGCUGCUGGGGGAGGAGGAUGGUGGGCAGGAGGGGCGGCUCGGCCGGCAACAAGUCUUCUGCUUCCAGGCAAACGGGUCACACAGGCCCGCCAUCUACAUCCAAGGCAGCUGGCAGGGUCCGGGAAGCUGGAGAAGCAGGGUGGGCUUCAGAUAUGAGGUGGGAUCUGUGGCCCCCCAGCAGG